AUGGAGGAUUCUCGAUGUGGUUCAGGACUUUCGAUUACUGUAUAUUGGAACGUACGCGUCAUUGAAGGGAAAGACUUAUAUUGGUUUGCUUCGGAUAGUAAAGAUGAACAACUCGACAUGCUCUUAGUCAGUUUUGAUUAUACAACGGAGAGGUUUGGACGUUUGAGUCUACCUUGUAACUGUCCUUUAGAUUGUUUUCGAAAUGCGGCUAUAUCAGUUGUUAGCGAAGAGAAGCUUGCAGUGUUACUACUACGCAAAAAUACAUGGGAGAAAGAGAUAUGGAUAAGUAAUAAGAUUGAUGGGACUAAAGAGGUGUCGUGGAGAAAGUUCGUAACAGUGGAUUACCCCAAAGAUGAUGUUUGGAUUAGUAUAACUCGUUUUUUGCUCAACGAGGAGAAGAAAGUCGCCCUAUGUUGUGAGACAUGUGUAUCCGACCGCUUUACUACGAUGAUGAAAAAGUUAAUAUACAUUGCUGGGGAGGAUCAUAAAGUCAAAAUAAUGGCUUCUGGAGAAGUUACAUCCGGAUCAUUUUGGCCAAUUGUUCUUGAUUUUGUUCCAAGUUUGGUUCAAAUCCCUGCAAGUGGUUGCAACAGAAAAAAUAGAGGUGACUAG
Molecule: messenger RNA, 612 nt
Organism: Brassica napus (rape)
Lineage: Eukaryota; Viridiplantae; Streptophyta; Magnoliopsida; Brassicales; Brassicaceae
Product: probable F-box protein At5g47300
Exons: 1
Coding region: 1-612 (203 amino acids)
Source: RefSeq, a predicted model, not a curated record